AUGGACCGAGACUCCAUGGAUAAGAUACGGGCCGCAGGAGGUUGGAGAGAUGAAGCAGACGUAGCAAACUUUAGUUCUUCUAUUUCACCUCAAGGAGAGCAUAAGGCCACUAUAGUCUGGCUGCAUGAUAAGGAUGAUCAUUUUUCUGACUCAGUUAAGUUUGCGAGAACUUUGGGUCUUAAAAAUGUCAACUGGAAAUGUCCACCGAUCGUUUACAAAAACACAUCGUACGACUUUGGAUCUAAUAUCAAAAAAGACGAUCAAGAGACAUUAGAUAACGCAGCCUUCCUUGUUGCUUCUCUUUUAUCGGGUGAACCACCAAAUGUCAUAAAAGGAGUAGGAGGUUGUGGCAUGGGUGCAGUAGUAGCUCUCCACUUUGCAAAAAAUUGUGCUCUUGGACAAUAUCCUAUAAAUCCCCCCCGAGUUGUUGUUGGAAUCGAUGGGUGGCUUUCUAUUGUGGGGAGCAUAAAAAGCAGUAUAGAAUCUACAGUUGGGGCUUCAGCUCGUGUUGCAUCGCAGUCAAUCUUACUUACGCAUGCACAAGGGCGGACACUUCCUUACACCAGUGAUGAAGAAGUUGUUGUGUCCCUUAAAGAAGCUGGCUUUGGAGAAGUCUUACUCGUACCAUACUCAAGUCGCUCCUACCGUAACGUAACCAAUGAGGUCAAAUUCUGGUUGGAACUGAAGCUAUCGCAAUCAUCAAAACUAUAUAUCUACCAUAAAUAA
This is a messenger RNA of Camelina sativa (false flax), 726 nucleotides long. The record is from RefSeq and is a predicted model, not a curated record. Lineage: Eukaryota; Viridiplantae; Streptophyta; Magnoliopsida; Brassicales; Brassicaceae.